CUCGCAGCGCCGGCUCUGGAGACGCGAACUCCGCCGGGGCUGAACCGGGCGCGUCCCAUCGUCGCCGCCGCCGCCCUCCGAGUCCCGCCGAGCGGACACGCGUGGGGACUGUCACCCCUUCGGCCUGCCGGGCGUUGGCACGGGCGGCAGCAUCCCAAGCUCGGGGCGCAGGCAGGAAGGGAGGUGGCGGCGGCGGCCGGCGGGGCGCGACCCCCGCGCGGGUCUCAACAAUGGUGCUCGGUGCUGGCGCGAUCCCCGCGUCCGCCCCGCGGCCGUAGAGGAAGCUGCCGGGCGACGCCCCCCGCCACACGCUCGCCCGAGUUUGCGUGGCUGGCCUCACCGGCUGGGGCUCCGCUCGCUCGCCAGCGCCCACGGCGGCUCAGCCCGGAGCAUGGUGCCGGCGCCCGGCUCUCUCUAAACGCUCCUCUGCCUCCUCCUUCUCUCGCUUCUCCCGUCCCUCCCGUGGGUGCUGCCUCGGGCUUCUCGGCGAGAGGGAGUACAACUCUCUGCCUCUCCAAGGAGACCGGCCGGUGACCACCCGACCAGAACUUGCCCAUUGAAAGCAAGCCCGGAACAGCCGGAGAAUGUCCACCCCGAGCAGAUUCAAAAAGGACAAAGAGAUCAUAGCCGAGUAUGAAAGUCAAGUGAAAGAGAUCCGAGCUCAGCUGGUAGAGCAACAGAAAUGCCUUGAGCAGCAGACGGAGAUGCGGGUUCAGCUGCUCCAGGACCUGCAAGACUUCUUCCGGAAGAAAGCUGAAAUAGAGACGGAAUAUUCCCGGAACCUGGAGAAGUUGGCGGAAAGGUUCAUGGCCAAAACGAGAAGCACCAAGGACCACCAGCAGUUCAAGAAAGACCAGAACCUGUUGUCUCCGGUGAACUGCUGGUAUCUGCUCCUGAACCAAGUGAGGAGAGAAAGCAAAGACCACGCCACCCUGAGCGACAUCUAUCUGAACAAUGUCAUUAUGCGGUUCAUGCAGAUAAGCGAGGAUUCCACCCGGAUGUUUAAAAAGAGCAAGGAGAUCGCAUUCCAGCUGCACGAGGACUUAAUGAAGGUUCUUAAUGAGCUCUACACGGUGAUGAAGACAUACCACAUGUACCACGCCGAGAGCAUUAGUGCUGAGAGCAAGCUGAAGGAAGCCGAGAAGCAAGAGGAGAAGCAGAUCGGGAGGUCCGGAGACCCCGUCUUCCACCUCAGACUAGAAGAGCGGCACCAGAGGCGCAGCUCCGUGAAGAAAAUUGAAAAGAUGAAGGAAAAGAGACAAGCAAAAUAUUCAGAAAACAAGCUGAAAUCGAUUAAAGCAAGGAACGAGUAUCUCCUGACACUCGAAGCAACCAAUGCCUCGGUGUUCAAGUAUUACAUUCACGAUCUUUCAGACUUAAUCGAUUGCUGUGAUCUUGGCUACCAUGCAAGUCUGAACAGAGCCCUCAGAACGUACCUCUCAGCAGAGUACAACCUGGAAACCUCCAGACAUGAAGGCUUGGACAUUAUCGAAAAUGCUGUUGACAAUUUAGAGCCAAGGAGCGACAAGCAGAGAUUCAUGGAGAUGUACCCUGCUGCCUUCUGUCCUCCAAUGAAGUUUGAGUUUCAGUCUCAUAUGGGUGAUGAGGUGUGUCAGGUCAGCGCCCAGCAGCCAGUCCAGGCAGAGCUCAUGCUCCGGAACCAGCAGCUGCAGUCUCGACUGGCCACACUCAAGAUCGAAAAUGAGGAGGUCAAGAAAACGACCGAAGCCACCCUCCAGACCAUCCAAGAUAUGGUCACUAUCGAAGACUACGAUGUGUCCGAGUGCUUCCAGCACAGCCGGUCCACGGAGUCCGUCAAGUCCACCGUGUCUGAAACCUACCUGAGUAAACCCAGCAUCGCCAAGAGACGCGCUAACCAGCAAGAAACGGAGCAUUUCUAUUUCAUGAAACUCCGAGAGUUCUUGGAAGGCAGUAAUCUCAUCACAAAGCUUCAGGCUAAGCAUGACUUGCUGCAGAGGACUCUUGGAGAAGGUCAUAGAGCUGAAUAUAUGACUACAAGGCCUCCAAACGUCCCCCCUAAGCCCCAGAAACACAGGAAGUCCAGGCCCCGCUCCCAGUAUAAUGCUAAGUUGUUUAAUGGGGAUUUGGAGACAUUCGUCAAGGACUCAGGCCAGGUUAUCCCUCUUAUCGUGGAAAGCUGCAUUCGGUUCAUUAAUCUUUAUGGUCUUCAGCAUCAGGGGAUUUUCAGAGUGUCUGGUUCGCAGGUGGAAGUGAACGAUAUCAAAAAUUCCUUCGAGAGAGGUGAAAAUCCUUUGGCCGAUGACCAGAGCAACCACGAUAUUAACUCUGUGGCCGGAGUUCUGAAGCUCUACUUCCGGGGGCUGGAAAACCCCCUCUUUCCCAAGGAAAGGUUUAAUGACCUGAUUUCUUGUAUCAGAAUAGAUAAUCUCUAUGAGAGAGCGCUUCACAUCCGCAAACUGCUCCUGACCUUGCCCAGGUCCGUCCUUAUCGUGAUGAGAUAUCUGUUUGCCUUCCUCAAUCACCUUUCCCAGUACAGCGAUGAGAACAUGAUGGACCCUUACAAUCUGGCCAUCUGCUUUGGCCCAACGCUGAUGCCUGUUCCAGAAAUACAGGACCAAGUAUCCUGCCAGGCACACGUGAACGAAAUCGUGAAGACCAUCAUCAUCCAUCAUGAGACCAUCUUCCCAGAUGCUAAAGAGCUGGAUGGCCCCGUGUAUGAGAAGUGUAUGGCUGGAGGCGACUACUGCGACAGCCCAUACAGUGAGCAUGGUACACUGGAGGAAGUGGACCAGGACGCCGGCACCGAGCCCCACACCAGUGAAGACGAGUGUGAGCCAAUUGAAGCAAUCGCCAAGUUUGACUAUGUCGGGCGGUCUGCUAGAGAGCUGUCCUUCAAGAAGGGUGCGUCCCUCCUGCUGUAUCAUCGUGCCUCUGAGGACUGGUGGGAAGGCAGACACAAUGGCAUUGAUGGUCUCGUCCCUCAUCAGUACAUCGUGGUGCAGGACAUGGAUGAUACAUUUUCAGACACUCUGAGCCAAAAAGCUGACAGUGAAGCCAGCAGCGGGCCAGUCACUGAAGACAAGUCUUCAUCCAAGGACAUGAACUCUCCAACUGACCGCCAUUCUGACAGCUAUUUAGCCAGGCAAAGAAAAAGAGGAGAGCCACCCCCUCCAGGAAGACGUCCUGGCAGGACCAGUGAUGGCCAUUGUCCCCUGCAUCCCCCACAUGCUCUUUCCAACUCCUCAAUUGACCUGGGGUCCCCAAACCUAGCCAGUCACCCCAGGGGCCUGUUGCAAAAUCGUGGCCUCAAUAAUGACAGCCCUGAGCGACGGCGACGGCCGGGCCAUGGCAGCCUGACCAACAUCAGCCGCCAUGACUCCCUCAAGAAGAUUGAUAGCCCUCCUAUCAGGAGGUCGACGUCAUCAGGACAAUACACAGGCUUCAAUGACCACAAGCCACUGGACCCAGAAACAAUUGCUCAGGAUAUCGAAGAGACUAUGAACACUGCUUUGAACGAACUCCGGGAACUAGAAAGACAGAGCACGGUGAAGCAUGCCCCCGAUGUCGUGCUGGACACCUUGGAGCAAGUGAAAAACUCGCCCACCCCUGCAACCUCCAUGGAAUCUCUAAGCCCCCUGCACAACGUCGCCCUCAGGAGCUCGGAGCCUCAGAUUCGCCGGAGCACGAGCUCGUCCAGUGAUACAAUGAGUACUUUCAAGCCGAUGGUGGCGCCCAGGAUGGGCGUGCAGCUGAAGCCCCCAGCCCUUAGGCCAAAGCCUGCUGUUCUUCCAAAAACAAACCCUACUGUAGGGCCCGCCGCACCUUCCCAGGGUCCCGCAGACAAGUCUUGCACGAUGUAGAAACCAAGGUCCUGAGGGGAGGGAGUCUGAAGAUGAAGAUGGAUUAGUGACAGUGGUCCGUGACGUUCCUCAGUCUUGCGCCUAUAACUGGAGAUCUUUUUGACUUUUCUAUGUCUUCGAAUGUAAUGGUGUCGGGGACUUAGCUACAUUAACAUGGGCAUUUGUAUUUUGUAACCUUUUUUAAUAACUGGACAUAUGUCAUUUUAAAGACAAUAGAAACUCUCAGACUUACUUGAAAAUCCAAUGCUGCAGCCCUUGUCCCUGCGGUAUAUGGCUUUGGAUUGUGUGGCCCAGGUGAGUGGCCUGUGAGAAAGAGAACCCGAGUUCCAGGUCUUACUGGAGUAUCACCCGCCAUGGUCUGUGACACAUGCAGGAAGAGCCAUUGUCUAGAAACCAACACCAAGCAUCCAGAGUGGGGUCCAGUACCUGUUAAAAGUCACAGAGGGGGCUUCAGUGAGACUUUCAGUCCAUAGCUUGCAGGGAGUCCAUGAUGGCCCCUUCCAUAAAUGUCAUUUCCCUGGAUCUGGGUUAAGAACUCAAUGGAAGAAGGUAGGAAAACCUCAGCUAUUGCUUGAACUGAACCUGAAAGGCAGAGGAGACAGUGUCUCCAAAGCUGUUGGCAUUGCUCCCUCCGAGAACACGAUCAGGCCCUGGAGAUGUCCAAGUCCAGCACCUCCACUUGCAAAGGACUAGAGCAGUUGAAUAUUGAGGACUUUCUGGUUACAGCACAAACUCCUACAAAGUUGUUCAACAACUGCCUGAGAAAUAUUUCUCCCUUCCUUCAAACCCCAUGCUCUCCUUUAUGGCAAUGGAAACGACAGGAAAUUGAUUCACGGAUGUUGUGACCCAAUUACCUUGCUUCUUUUAGGCCACAGAGGCUCAAUGGUCCCAAAUCUUGAACCCCCAGCUCUGAUGCCCACAUCUCUUUGAGCCAAGCCAGAUCUGGCUACGGUACUGAGGGAGAGCCCAGCCGGGCCACCAUGGGAAGAUGACCCUGUGGUGCCAGGAUGGCCUCUUCCCGGUUUUGUACCUCAGAAUCAUGACUUCUGUUCUUGUCCUAUUCAUGUUUGGUUUGUUGUUUUGGAUUUUUGCCUGUGACCUCUACAGAGCUCAUCUAGUCAAAUGGACUCCGUUAGGAACUUCUUUCCUGGCAUUUUAGCGCAUAGCCAUUUUUCUUUAUCAUAUAUUCACUAUAUUUUUCCUCUAGCUUAAAAAAAAUGGCAGAUUGUGUGUUUGUUUAGUACUGGGAUUGAUUUGAACCGGAGGCCUCUUGCAUGCUAAGCACACACUUUACAACUGAGUUAUAUCCACCCCAUGCCCAGAUCGUCCUGAACACAACUGUUUUUACUAAGGUACAGAUCGCCCAUGUAGCCACAGCCUCUGGUGUCUACAUUAGCAUGCACUUCCUGAUGAAGCCAGCAGAUGGCUCAGAACAAGCCCCUUUGGACACACCAUUAAUCAAUCACCUUUUAGGUUUAAUCUCACCCAUCUCAGAGUGGCAUGGUGUUGACAAUAAUUCAUGCAGAAACCAAGUAAGAGCUGUACUAAAAUCAAGAUCAUGAGUGACCUCUACCUCAGUUUGCCGACCUAAUCAUUCCUUUGCAGAAACACAACAUGGAUGAAAUAGUCCCUUUCCAAGUCACUCUCCUCGUCUCACAACCACCCCUAGGUACUUCCCGGGAUGGUAAGGUUUUAAACCUCACAAUUGCCAGUGGUGGUGGUGGUGGUGGUGGUGCACACCUUUAAAUCCAGUACUCGGAGGCAGAGAC
Messenger RNA from Microtus ochrogaster (prairie vole), 5611 nucleotides. RefSeq names its product SLIT-ROBO Rho GTPase activating protein 1 (gene Srgap1). NCBI's taxonomy places the organism in Eukaryota, Metazoa, Chordata, Mammalia, Rodentia, Cricetidae. The record is from RefSeq and is a predicted model, not a curated record. Gene Ontology annotation, biological process: signal transduction. Gene Ontology annotation, molecular function: GTPase activator activity; protein binding.